AUGCAUGCUAUUCAGCAACAAUAUUGGGCCGUUCGCGACUAUCUCAGCCCAGUCCUCAAAGAAAGCAAGUUCAAAGAGCACUGGACGAAUAACCCCCGCAUCCCAAUCUUGCUUCCAGAGGAAUUCGUCGCAGCAGGAGACUUCCUAUCAUACAAAUUCCCAGUAUGGACGUGGGAAAAAGGCGACGCGUCCAAAGCUCGCGAUUACCUCCCCGCUGAAAAACAAUACCUUGUCACUCGCGGCGUUCCUUGCCUUCGACGAGCCACAUCACUAGCUUACACUGACGCUGAUGAAGACGCUGAGAGACUUCUCUCCUUCGGGGAUUCUUCGGGCGCUGCCGACGAGUGGGUAGAAACACAUGCAGGGCGAGGGGCCACAAUGGACUCUGCUGCAAAUCCAGGCGAGAUCGAUGAUAUUCCGGACUUGGAUGGUGAUGGACUGGCGAGUGCGAUGGCGGAUGUGUCAAUUGUAUCAGAGACUGGUGCUACGGUGGGAGAAACGCCAGAUCUAGAUGAUAUCCCUGACAUGGAAGAGGAGGGGCUGGAGGACGGCGAAGAUGAAGCCACGGCGGCACCGGUUGCGCCCAAGGCGGGUGGCAUCAUCGAUGCAUCGCAGGUGGGAGUCGCGAAUGGCAAUCUCCUGCAAGUACGAACGUAUGAUGUGAUGAUCACAUACGACAAGUAUUACCAAACUCCCCGGAUCUGGCUACUUGGCUAUGACGAGAAUCGUACACCUUUAACACCAUCGCAGAUCUUCCAAGAUGUUUCAGCAGACCAUGCUCUCAAGACUGUCACCAUCGAGGCCUUCCCACACUCCUCAACGCUCCAAGCAGCUUCCGUACACCCCUGCAAACACGCAAGCGUGAUGAAGAAAGUCAUCGAGCGCAUGAACGCAGGUGUGGUAGAAGAGCAGCUUGCUGCACGGAAGAAUUCUGGCAAGCACCAAGACAAGGACGGGAAGAAGAAAUGGGGGGAGGAAGAGGAAAUCGAGGGCAUGCGCGUGGACUUUUACCUUGUGGUGUUCUUGAAGUUCAUCGCUUCUAUCGUGCCUACAAUCGAGGUGGACUCGACGACUGCGUUUUGA
This is a messenger RNA of Suillus subaureus, 1083 nucleotides long. Its product is annotated as autophagocytosis associated protein. Bases 1 to 1083 code for a protein of 360 amino acids. Gene Ontology annotation, biological process: autophagy of mitochondrion; autophagosome assembly; nucleophagy. The transcript has 8 exons. The record is from RefSeq and is a predicted model, not a curated record. Gene Ontology annotation, molecular function: Atg8-family ligase activity. Lineage: Eukaryota; Fungi; Basidiomycota; Agaricomycetes; Boletales; Suillaceae. Gene Ontology annotation, cellular component: cytoplasmic ubiquitin ligase complex; cytosol.